Coregonus sp. 'balchen' is the source of this 750-nucleotide messenger RNA. NCBI's taxonomy places the organism in Eukaryota, Metazoa, Chordata, Actinopteri, Salmoniformes, Salmonidae. The record is from the annotation of a GenBank genome assembly.
AUGAAAAGUUGGUGCAGCGCUCUGGCGCUCUUCUCAUCGGUGCUGGUGGCGCUAGAUGCCCAGUUAAUAUGUUGGCAAGCCCUGCUACGAUGCCAUGAGGAGGCAGACUGUGAGCUUGCAUACAGCCAGUAUCAAGCCGCCUGUGAAGGAAACAUCAGAGGCACCAGGAGGCAAUGCCCCAGCCACUGUAUAAACGCGUUGAUAAGACUGAAUCACACCCGCAAUGGGCCUUACCUCGAGAGGUGUGACUGUGGCCAGGACAUGGAGUGUAGGGAUGCAAAGCAGGCGAUUGAGCCAUGCCUCCCCCGAAGAUAUCCUGGAGACGCGGGGGGGAUAGGAUGCACAGAGGCCCGUCAACGCUGCGAGGAGGAUACCGGCUGCCACUCCUCCCUGACAGCCUACUUGUCUUACUGUGGGCAACUCUUCAACGGCAGGAAAUGCUCGUCCAGGUGCAAGGCCACAAUACAACAGAUGCUAUUCAUCCCAAAUGGCAUGCUACUAAACCGGUGUGUGUGCGACGGGGUGGAAAGGCCGUUCUGUGAGGUAGUCAAGGAGAACAUGAGCAAACUGUGCCAGAUUGGAGACCACAGUGUUAUUUCAGACCAGGCAGAUAUGGACGAUAUGUAUGAGGAUGAAGACUACGAUUCGAAAACAGAGGAGAUAUAUCCUCCUGACUCAAAUUCUAGUUCACCGCAGCUGUCGAGCUAUAUGGCCUUAUUCUGCAUCACUCUUGCACGGAUAUUCUAUUGA